UAUGGAAAUUGAUCUGAAUCAUGCAUUAGUGAGUGAAGUGGAGAAGAAUGUAUGUUGUAAUGAAGAAUGUGAUAAAGGGGGUGGUGGGGGUUGUGUUAAUUGCUCUUUGUACACUUCCACUACUUCUUCUUGUUCUUCAAAUGUAUCUUCAUCUUCUUCACUUGCUCUUACCUCAAUUUAUAAAGAGCUUUGGCAUGCUUGUGCUGGUCCUCUUACUAGUUUACCCAAGAAAGGAAAUGUAGUGGUUUAUUUCCCUCAAGGUCAUAUGGAAGAAGCUGUUUCUGCUUUUCCAUUUUCACCUGUCAAGAUUGAUUUACCAACUUUUGGUCUUCAGCCUCAGAUCUUCUGUAGAGUGGAAGAUGUCCAAUUGCUUGCAAAUAAGGAAAAUGAUGAGGUGUAUACACAGCUCACUCUUCUUCCUCUUCCAGAGUCAAUGGCUAUAAGCUUAGAGGGGAAAGAACAUGAAGAUUCGGGGACGGAUGAGGAAGGGAAUGGAGUCAAUCCAGGGAAAUCAGCUUCUCACAUGUUCUGUAAAACGCUGACUGCUUCGGAUACCACCACCCAUGGUGGCUUUUCAGUUCCCCGUCGAGCAGCUGAAGACUGCUUCCCCCCUCUGGAUUACAAAGAGCAAAGACCCUCACAGGAGCUAAUUGCUAAGGAUCUGCACGGAGUAGAGUGGAAAUUUCGUCACAUUUAUAGAGGCCAGCCAAGGCGACAUUUGCUCACUACUGGAUGGAGUAUCUUUGUCAGCCAAAAGAAUCUUGUCUCAGGGGAUGCAGUUCUCUUCUUGAGGGGAGAAGGUGGAAAUCUCAGACUGGGAAUAAGAAGAGCUGCAAGACCUAGAAAUGGGCUUCCUGAAUCGAUAAUCAAAAGUCAAUAUUCUGGACCGGAUGUUCUUUCGUCAGUUGCUACAGCCCUAUCAGCAAAGAGCACUUUCCAUGUUUUCUAUAGCCCAAGGGCAAGUCAUGCUGAUUUCGUUGUACCUUACCAAAAGUACGUGAAAGCCAUCAACUCUCGGAUUCCUGUUGGGACAAGAUUUAAAAUGAAAUUUGAUUUGGAUGAUUCACCUGAAAGAAGGUACAGCGGUGUAGUGACUGGGAUAAGCGAUAUGGAUCCCUUUAGAUGGCCCAACUCUAAAUGGAGAUGCUUGAUGGUCAGAUGGGAUGAAGAUAUAAUGAGUAAUCAUCAGGAACGGGUUUCUCCUUGGGAAAUUGAUUCUUCAGUUUCCUUACCACCACUGAGCAUUCAGUCCUCACCAAGACUGAAGAAACUGCGGACUAGUCAGCAGGCACCAUCAGUACUGGACAGCCAUUUUGCUGGAGGGAGUGCUCUUUUAGACUUUGAGGAGUCAAUAAGAUCCUCCAAGGUCUUGCAAGGUCAAGAAAAUUUAGGUCUGAUAUCACCUCCCUAUGGUUGUGAUAAACCAGUCCGCCCACUGGAUUUCGAGCUGCAAAGAGUAGCUCGUCACAAUCUCAUGCCAAAUGGUGUAGAGAACAUUAUUGUUGGUGACUUUGUGAAAACUCAGCCUCCAACAACCUACACAGGCUUUCUGGAAUCCAAUAGGUUUCCAAAGGUCUUGCAAGGUCAAGAAAUUUGCUCGUUGAGAUCCCUUACUGGAAAAGGUGAUGUUAAUUUUGGUGCUUGGGGAAAACCUGAAUUUGGUUGCAAUGUUUUCGGCACAUAUCAGAGGCCGAGAGCCAAUUUCUAUCCUCUCGCUUCUGAAGGGGCGAGGAAUGUGUUUUUACCUUACAAUGCGAUGUAUAGAGCUGGACAAGAUCCCGUGGUUCCCUCCUACAGUACUAAUUUCCAAAGAGAAAAUCCUACCUUGAACCAGAAUUCAAUCCAAAAUGUGGUUAGGAGGGAAGAAGUUGGAAUGCCAAAGUUUGUAAAUGAGCAGAGGCCACCGGAGAUGUCUAAAGUGUCCAUUCCAGAGAACCAUUUCAAGAAUGAAAAUGACGACUCCUUCAAUGCACAGGCUCCAUGUAAACUGUUUGGCUUUUCCUUGACGAAAGAACCAUCUACUCCUAGCUCGCAGAGUUCUGGUAAGAGGAGCUGUACUAAGGUUCACAAACAAGGCAGCUUGGUUGGACGAGCCAUUGAUCUCUCGAGAUUGAAUGGCUAUGACGACUUGCUGGUUGAGUUGGAGAGGCUUUUCAACAUGGAAGACCUCUUAAGAGAUCCCAACAAGGGGUGGCGAAUCUUGUACACUGACAGUGAGAAUGACAUGAUGGUUGUCGGAGAUGAUCCAUGGCAUGAGUUCUGUGAGGUAGUAUCCAAGAUCCAUAUAUACACUCAAGAAGAAGUGGAGAAAAUGACUAUUGAGGGGAUCAGCGAUGACACUCAAAGUUGUUUGGAGGAGGCACCAGCAAUCAUGGAUGUCUCAAAGUCUUCUUCAGUUGGCCAGCCUGAUUCAUCUCCAACUGUAAUCAGGAUUUGAA
Solanum lycopersicum (tomato) is the source of this 2438-nucleotide messenger RNA. RefSeq names its product auxin response factor 4 (gene ARF4). NCBI's taxonomy places the organism in Eukaryota, Viridiplantae, Streptophyta, Magnoliopsida, Solanales, Solanaceae. Gene Ontology annotation, cellular component: nucleus. The record is from RefSeq and is marked validated. Gene Ontology annotation, molecular function: DNA binding; protein binding. Gene Ontology annotation, biological process: response to hormone; regulation of DNA-templated transcription.